GUGGAACAAGACGCAAACACACCAUGACACAAAUAUUAUUAUUAGUUGUUUGUGUAUUAUAGACUAUAUAUUAUUUCAUUUUUAACUAUAGAUCUGUCAUGAUUCUGCAAUGUUUGUCUGCAUCAUCUCCAUCUCCCUGGUCUGUGCUGCAGCAUUUAGGGGGAUUGCUUUCACCUGAUCCUGCCCAGCCAGCUCCCUAAUUACAUCUCACCUGCUCUACCUUUUCUCCUGCCUUUAUGAGUAGCUCUCUGACAGACAAACAUUCCCGAUUUUCGAAAGCCUUGUGUGAGUAGUGUCCAGCGUCGUUUCUGUCUGCCUGAUCUGAUCUCGUUUUUGAUUCACGGAUUGCUCUGCCCUGCAUUUCCCUUAUUGGAUACCUCACUGGAUUCUGGACUCCAACCUUGCUUAUGCCUCCUGACUACCGCUCUCUGCCUCUCCCUCGGAUCCUGCCACCGGUAACUGCUUCCCUAGCUCUGACCCUGUUUUCGCCCCCUGGCCACCGAACCCUCCCUGUUCAUUGGGGUUACCAACCUGAGAGCCCGUGUGAUGUUUUCCUGCUGUCACCUAACCACUGCACUGAGGAGCUGAACUUCACCUUCUGUAUUCUCCCAUGGAUUCUGAAAAGGAUCCUGAACCCGUCUCGCUCCUUUAAGGGAAGACCUGAACCACCCUGAACAGAAGAAAGAAACCCGGACUACUUACUAGCUGGCAAUCCGCCUGAGUCCCACCUUGCCGAGCCUGUCCACCCUCCGACGGUCCUCCAACCUCCAGCCUUUGAAGCUCUGGCGGCCACUGGUGCAGCCUUCAACCGGUCUGGACACAGCUCCCUCUCCCUGGUGGAUCUGAACCCAGCUAGCUUCCUGUUCCAGGCAGCAGCUGUCCUUCCCUCACCCUACAGCCUCUCAAUAAACUUCCUAAACGGUUCUCUGUUCUUUGGGUGUUUCUGCUGUAUGUGGAUCAAGUCGGCCACUAACAUUAUGACACUCCCAUUACAAUAUCAUAGAAAAUCGAGUGAAUAAGAAUUUCCUAACUCUCAAUACCGAACUCUCAGUAAUUACCUUGCUGUGAUUGCCAUCCUGGUUUUUAAUAUCCCAUCUUUUUGAUUUAUGUAGAUAUUGUUGACCAUUUUAAGAUUUAGUUGGGAUUUAGGAUACUAGAAGCCACAGUAAAGUGUUAAUGUAACCUUUCUGCUAUUUAGAGGGAACACAACCAGUGACACAAGACCAGAUUUUAGUGUUUGUUUCAGGGCUGAUCUCAAUCUCCCCACUUGGGUUUCCCCGACACCCAAUCAUUGAGUUCCUUCACUGUGAUGAGAACAAUAGAAGAAUGUAACCUGGGUGUCUUUCACAUUUUGAAAAUCAACCGACCAUUUUAAAAUCUUGCUGUGUGAACAAGGCAUUAAGGAAACCUUCCUGGCUGACCGCCUGACAAAAUGAAGAUUGUUUUCAUAUUAGUGGCUCUGCUCCAGCUCUGUGACACCAGCUCCGGAUGCAACUCAGGACUUCGGAGAGACUGGAAUUUUCCAGGAUCAGAUAACCAAAUCCUUUUCUCUCCUGACGCUGAACACUGUCAGCACCUUUGCACCCAGGAGGCUUCUUGCCUCUUUUGGGCAUUUAUUGGUCCUGACUGCAAGGCUGACAACAGACAUUUCCACUGCUUCCUUAAGGCCACCCCCUCAGGAAAACCGAUCUAUCAGAAUUUCAUGCAGGGAACCACCGCUGGCUAUUCUCUUAAAUCCUGCAAUGCAUAUCCAAAACCAUCACUAUGCAAAGUUUACCAAGAUGUGGACUUCCCAGGAGCAGAUUACAGAACCUUUUUCACAGUAGAUUACAAGCAGUGUCAGAGAGCCUGCACUGAUGAUCCUGGCUGUCAGUUCUUCAGCUUCCUCAGUGGGACAUUUGGCAGCCCAAAUGUCCGAUACAAGUGCCACCUUAAAUUCAGUUGGACAGUACCGAGAACUCCAAAUGUCAUAGCCAGUACUGAUAGAGUAUCAGGAUUUUCUCAUGAAUUACAAAUACUUCCAUCCUAUGAACCAGAGUGCCAAGACACACUUUUUCCAAACACUAACUUUCCUGGACAUGACAUUGAGGUUCACCCUGCUGCCUCUCCUGAACUCUGCCAGCUGUUGUGCAACGCUCACCCAAGAUGCACUUAUUUCUCCUUUGUCAGCGAUGGAUUUAAAUGUUAUUUAAAGAACAAUCCAAAUGAAAUGGUACCCAAAUACACAGAUGGCAUCACCUCUGGGCUGCCAUCACAAUCCUGCCCGCUGCGUAAUGAGAGGAAGCCCUUCUUUACUGACCGGAUCAUAGAGUACAGAGGGGUAGAUUUCCCAUUUUCCGACAUUCGCUAUUUUCAGCAGGAUGAUGCUAUCUCAUGUGGUAACGCCUGCACCGAGGACCCCAACUGCCAGUUCUACAGCUACAUUACCACAAGCCAUCUCUGCUAUUUAAAGCGUGUCAUCACCAUGCCUGCUCCUCCCAGAGUGACCAAGCAGGCCAACACUGUGUCGGGCUUCAACCUGAGGAACUGUCCCGUUUGAAUCAUACAAAUGUAUGAAGCAUUCCAAUAAUUAGGGUUCCUACAUAAUAAAACUUGAACCUUUGGGUUCCACAAAGGUACAGGGCCAUUUCACUGCAUUUGAAAAAAAAAUCUAGAGUAACAUAUUGUUAGCUCCAUUUAUAAAUCUAUAAUUUUUGGGCUUGUCAAAAUAAGGAACAGGGUGUCCUGCCCUAAAUGCAGGUUCUUCAUAGCACAUCUUGUCAACUUUUGUACUUCUAUUUUCUUUGCCAAAAUGCCAGACUUUAGCAUUUUUUUGUGUUUUGCCAGGCAUAGUCCAAACUCACUUUUCUUUUUUUUCCAUUUUUCCAAAGAAGAGAAAAAAUAGAAGCAAGUUCCAUAUUUUUCCAGACGUUUUAAAUUGUGUAUGAACCUUGUAAAUCUUACAACAUAACUACUGUAAUGAGUAUAUAACCAAAUAAAUGAUUCAGCAGCA
Molecule: messenger RNA, 2992 nt
Organism: Girardinichthys multiradiatus
Lineage: Eukaryota; Metazoa; Chordata; Actinopteri; Cyprinodontiformes; Goodeidae
Product: plasma kallikrein-like
Exons: 11
Coding region: 1433-2539 (368 amino acids)
Biological process (GO): proteolysis
Cellular component (GO): extracellular region
Molecular function (GO): protein binding
Source: RefSeq, a predicted model, not a curated record